Lates calcarifer (barramundi perch) is the source of this 8829-nucleotide messenger RNA. RefSeq names its product zonadhesin, like (gene zanl). Gene Ontology annotation, cellular component: membrane. Lineage: Eukaryota; Metazoa; Chordata; Actinopteri; Centropomidae. The transcript is spliced from 53 exons. Gene Ontology annotation, molecular function: protein binding. Bases 69 to 8708 code for a protein of 2879 amino acids. The record is from RefSeq and is a predicted model, not a curated record.
UCUAUAUAAAGUCCUCUGCUCUGUCCUUGUCCCUUCUGUCUUCUACUCCUGCUAACUAACAGUUAGCCAUGGAUACAUUACAGUUUCUAAUUUUACUCUUAUGGAUGUGUGGCUGUAGAGCAGAACAGGCACAGCAUGGACUACAGACAACACAAAGAGAAGAUGCAGGAGUGCUGGCCUCCUGUGACUUUAACCAGGACAGUGACCCGUUCUGUAGGUUCAGCCAGGACACCACAGACAACAGUGACUGGACUCGUCAUAAAGGUCCAACCCCAACACCUGGCACUGGCCCUAGUGGAGACUACCCUGAUGGAAAGGGAUUCUACAUCUACCAUGAGUGUGACAAUGUGCCUAAUGGGCAGACAGCUCGUCUGCUGAGCCCUGCCCUCUCAUCACCGGCCUCUCAGAUCUGUGUCCAAUUUCAGUACUACAUGUACGGCUCAGAUAAUAUGAAUACCUUGAGGGUUCUGGCCAAGAGGCCCAGUGGAGAUGAAGAGGUCUGGAAGAAAACAGGAAUCCAGAGUCCAUCCUGGCUGAAGGGCUCAAUCACUGUGUCCAAACCCAGCAGUCAGAGCAUCACUAUUGUGUUUGAGGCACAGAGAGGCUUCACUGCCUCCUGUGAUACAGCUCUAGACAACAUUGUCAUUACUGAGGGAGCCUGUCCAUCUUGUGUCUCUGGCUGUGAUUUUGACACUCUUGGUGACCUGUGUGGGUGGAUGACUCACAAUGAGGAUCCUGAUGCAUUUGGCUUUGAACAGUGGGUUGGGGCAACAGACACUGAAGGCACUGGACCUGAUGAUGACUUCUCCAAACCUGGAUUGGGUGCCUACAUGUUGAUGGAUUCCUUUGGAGCUGUCCCUGGAGUCAGUUCUCAGAUCAGAAGUCCUCUAUUAACCCCCUCCUCUGGAUGUCUGGACCUCAUCUUCCACUACUACCUGUAUGGCACCAGCACCUCCAUGGAGCUCAGCGUCCACACCAUGACCGCAGGUGGAAGCCUUGGACCUUCUCUUUUCACUCUUAGGGGGAACAAGGGUCAAGGCUGGAAGUCUGCAGAAGUUCGCUACAUUGGAACUGCUGCUGUUAAGUUUGUCAUUGUGGGUACCUACGGCGAAACUUCUCAGACAGAUAUUGCUGUUGAUGCUGCGUGCAUCAUGGCCUGUAAAGCUCAGCCAACAACUCCUCUACCACCAGUAACAACUCCUGGACCAACUACACCUAAACCAACCACACCUAAACCAACAACUCCUGGACCAACCACACCUAAACCAACAACUCCUGGACCAACAACACCUAAACCAACAACUCCUGGACCAACCACACCUAAACCAAUAACACCUAAACCAACAACUCCAGGACCAACAACACCAAAACCAACUCCUGGACUAACAACACAGAAACCAACAACUCCUGGACCAACCACACCAAAGCCAACAACACCUGGACCAACUACACUUAAACCAACAACUCCAGGACUGACUACACCAAAACCAACAACACUUGGACCAACUACACCUGGACCAACUACACCAAAACCAACUACACCUAAACCAACUACACCUAAACCAACAACUCCUGGACCAACAACACCUAAACCAACAACUCCAGGACCAACAACACCACAGCCAACAACAACUCCAGGACCGACUACACCAAAGCCAACAACUCCAGGACAGACUACACCAAAACCAACAACUCCAGGACCGAGUACACCUAAGCCAACAACUCCAGGACCAACUACACCAAAACCAACAACUCCAGGACAGAGUACACCUAAGCCAACAACUCCAGGACCAACAACACCAAAGCCAACAACUCCAGGACCGACUACACCUAAGCCAACAACUCCAGGACAGACUACACCAAAACCAACAACUCCAGGACCGAGUACACCUAAGCCAACAACUCCAGGACCAACUACACCAAAACCAACAACUCCAGGACAGAGUACACCUAAGCCAACAACUCCAGGACCAACUACACCAAAACCAACAACUCCAGGACAGAGUACACCUAAGCCAACAACUCCAGGACCAACUACACCAAAACCAACAACUCCAGGACCAACUACACCAAAACCAACAACUCCAGGACCGACUACACCUAAGCCAACAACUCCAGGACCAACUACACCUAAGCCAACAACUCCAGGACCAAAACCAUGCCCUCCUGGUGCAGAAUAUGUAGACUGUGGUCCAGCUUGUAUCCCAACCUGUAUGGAACCCUCCACCAAUUGCUCUGGGUCCUGUAUCAGUGGCUGCUUCUGCAAACCAGGAUUUGUUUUCAAGGGACGGCGCUGUGUGCCACUGGAGAAAUGUGGCUGUCUGGAUGACCACAAUAACUAUUAUGAGCCUGGAGAGAUUGUAUUUGGAGAUGGCUGCUCAAAACUGUGUCGCUGUGCUGGGAACUACACUUUGGAAUGUGUUGAUAACUCCUGUGACCCCACUGAAGAGUGUCACACAGUUAAUGGUGUUGCAGGCUGUUAUCCUAAAGGUACAUCCACAUGCAUAGCAUCCGGUGACCCCCACUACACCACAUUUGACAAACGCAAGUACAACUUCAUGGGCAACUGCAGCUAUCUGAUGUCUGGACCCUGCAAUGAAACGGUUCUGCCAUACUUUGAGGUCCAUGCUGACAAUGAAAAUCGCUUUAACAGGCCCACUAUCUCCUAUGUGAAGGCUGUACAUGUAUAUGUACAGAUGGUGAAGAUCUCCAUUCUCAAAGGUGGCACUGUGCAGGUCAAUGGGACCAAUGUAAACCUGCCAGUGACUUUGCCUCCUAGUGUUUCUGUGUUCAAGUCAGGAAAGCACUACACUGUGUCUAUGGACUUUGGUGUGACUGUUCGCUAUGAUGGAAACCACUUCAUGGACAUCAAAGUGAUCAAAGACUAUAAGGGUCAGCUGUGUGGACUGUGUGGAGAUUAUGAUGGGGAUGCCAAAGAUGACUUCCGUAAGCCAGAUGGAUCAUUGACUAACAGUGCCAAUGACUUUGGACACAGCUGGAACACUGAUCCAGAGUGUAAUAAGAAACCCAACACCACCAUCCCUGGGUGUGAUGGAGGAGAGCAGGAACUGUAUGAGAGCUCUGGAUACUGUGGCAUCCUGUUGGACAAAAAGGGUCCUUUCGCUGUAUGCCACCCCAGAGUCAACCCCAAUAAUUACUUCAGGGACUGUCUAUUUGACUUGUGUGAGCUGGAUGGAGCCAAGCCUAUUCUGUGUGAAGCCAUUGAAGCCUAUGUAAAUGAAUGCCAGGACCGUGGAGUCAACAUUGGACCCUGGAGGAAUGAAACCUUUUGCCCCUUGAGCUGCCCCCCCAACAGCCACUAUGAGCCCUGUACAGACCCUUGUCAGGAAACCUGCUUUGGGAAACCUCCCUCCUGUGGCGGGCCCUGUUCUGAAGCCUGUGUGUGUGACCCUGGCUACGUCCUGAGUGCCGGCAAGUGCGUCAAGAAGAGUUCAUGCGGCUGCAAACACACCAAUGGCCAAUAUUAUGAGCCUGGAGAAGAGUUUUAUGUCGAGGACUGUAAGCUGAAGUGUAGGUGUGAUGUUCCCUUCGUUACCUGUGUGGCCUCUGAAUGCCCCCCAAUGCAUGAGUGUAAACUCCAGGAUGGAGAGUUGGGCUGCUAUCCCACUGGCUCUCAGGACUGUGUGGUCUCUGGAGAUCCUCAUUACAAUACUUUUGACAAGAAAUUCUACAGUUUCAUGGGAACAUGUACCUACACACUGGCCAGGACCUGCAAGAACAACACAGGUCCUUGGUUUUCAGUGGAGGGGAAGAAUGAGGAGAGAGGAGUGUCGGGUGUGUCCUACCUGAGAAAGCUCUACGUCACUGUGAAUGGAAUCACUGUGACCAUGAUGAAGGCCAGAAGGACGCUGGUGAACGGACGGCGGGUAGCCCUCCCUCACUCCCCCUCUCCUCUCAUGUCUCUCAGUCUUGCUGGUCAGUACAUCACCCUGCAGACACCCUUUGGUCUCAGGGUGCGUUGGGAUGGAAACCAUUACGCCCAGAUCUCAGUUCCCAGCUCCUACUAUGACCAGAUGUGUGGUCUCUGUGGUGACUAUGAUGGGAACCCAAACAAUGACUUCACCAAACCAGAUGGUGCUCUGGUAGGAAAUGUCAAUGACUUCGGGAACAGCUGGCAGACAGAAGAGGAUGAGGAUGAUUCGUGUACCCCAGGCACCAAGCCUGACCCAGACUGUGACCCCAAACUUGAGGCUGAGGUGGUGAAACCAGACAAAUGUGGCAAACUUAAAGACCCUGCUGGACCAUUCCGAGAGUGCAUCAGUGUGGUCAAUCCUACUCCAUUCUUCCAGAGCUGUGUGUAUGACAUGUGUCAGUUCAAUGGCCAGCAACAUGUACUGUGUGACCAGCUCCAGGCCUACACUGAUGCAUGCCAGAGCGCUGGAGCCAAAGUCCACCAGUGGAGGACUCCAGACUUCUGUCCCCUGGCCUGUCCUCCCAACAGCUCCUACUCUCUGUGUGUGAGUUCAUGUCCAGAGACAUGCCUGGGUGUGGUCGGACCGCCCGGCUGCGAGGAUGUGUGUGUGGAGGGUUGUGAGUGUAACCCAGGCUUCAUCCUCAGCAAUGACAAGUGUGUGUCACUGAAAGACUGUGGCUGUGUGGACACCAGUGGAGCCUAUCACCCUGUGGGUGAUGACUGGUACUUGGAGGGCUGUGAACAGAAGUGUGAGUGUCACAGUGGAGGUUUCAUUCAGUGUCACAACACCAGCUGUAAACCAGUUACUGAGAUCUGCCAGCUACAUGAUGGAGAAUAUGACUGCCGCCCUGCAGGAACUGGUAUCUGCACAGUAUCCGGUGACCCUCACUACACCACCUUCGAUAAACGCACCCACCAUUACAUGGGAGCUUGCUCCUAUACCUUGACCAAACCCUGCAACGUUUCUUCUGACUUGCCGUACUUCACCGUGGACACCCAGAAUGAGCACAGAGGAAGUAAUAAGAAGGUUUCCUACGUCAGGGCUGUGGUGAUCAACGUGAAUGGUGUGACUGUCAUCCUCGGCAAAGGCCGCACAGUCCAGGUCAAUGGGACAGUGGUUGUCCCACCUGUCACCUCAAUCAGUGGAGUUAAGAUCUACUUGAGUGGGAAGUUUGUUGUCCUAGAGACCUCCUUCGGUCUUAGGGUGCGUUUUGAUGGGAACCACCACGCUGAUGUCACCGUGCCAAACUCCUACAAUGACGUGCUCUGUGGCUUGUGUGGAAAUUUCAAUGGAAACCCAAAAGAUGACAACUUGAAACCAGACAAUACACCAGCUGCUAACACCAAUGAACUGGGAGACAGCUGGCAAAUUCCUGACCCACGGCCUGACUGCACCAAUGGUGGAGGACAGGAGGACUGUGAUAAAAAAGUAGAGGAGGAGGCCAAGAAGCCCACCAGCUGCGGCAUGAUCACUGAUCCCAAUGGUAUCUUUAAGCCCUGCCAUGCUGUUGUGCCACCCGAGCCAUACUUUGGAAAUUGUGUGUAUGAUAUGUGUGCCACUGGAGGUCAGACCGUGGCUUUGUGCCAAGCCAUAGAGAGCUACGCUGACAUGUGCGCCGCUGCAGGAGUCCCCAUCGUAUGGAGAAACAAUACUUUCUGUCCUCUGAAGUGCCCCCCAGGUAGUCACUACACCCCGUGUGGCCCCGCCUGUCCCCAGCCAAGCUGUCAGGACCCUUCAGGCCCCGGUGGCUCCUGCAACCAGCCCUGUGUGGAGGGAUGCAUCUGUAACCCCGGGCUAGUCCUCAGUGGAGACAAAUGUGUCCCACUCAGUGAGUGCGGAUGUACUGAUGGAGACGGAAAGUACAGACCGAUGGGAGACACCUGGUUCACAGAGAUGGAUUGCUCAGAGCGCUGUAAGUGUAACGGCAACAACAACGUCACCUGCGAGCCGUGGCAGUGUAGCCCUGCACAGGAGUGUAAAGUUGUGGAAGGAGUACUGGACUGCCACUCUACAGGUAAAGGAGUGUGUCACGUGGCUGGAGAUCCUCACUACUACACCUUUGAUGGUGUGAUGCACACAUUCAUGGGCACCUGCACUUACACCCUGGUGGAGGUGUGUAACACCACCAAGGUAACUCCCUUUAAGAUAGUUGCUAAAAACGAGGAGCGUGGUCAGCCAGAGGCCUCCUACGUUCGCUCUGUCAAAGUCUACCUGCCUCAUAAUACUGUGGUUGAACUGCAGAAGAGCCGCAGAGUUCUGCUGAAUGGACGACGAGUGCGAACCCCAGUUUCCAUUGACUUGGCUGGAGCCAAAGUGAUAACCAGUGGAUCCUACAGUCUGCUAGACACAAACUUUGGUCUGCAGGUGAAGUUUGACGGAGUCCAUCAUCUGGAGAUAACUGUUCCCGGAGAAUACUUCAACAAGCUGUGUGGCAUGUGUGGGAACUACAACCACAACUCCUCUGAUGACAACUUGAUGCCCAACAAGAAACCAGCCAAGGAUGUGAUUGAACUGGGCAACAGCUGGAAAUCAGAAGGCGACAGUGAUCCAGGCUGUCAGCCAGACACUCGUCCAGACAUCCACCCCAACUGCACCUCAGAGGAAGAGACGCUGUUCGAGGCUCAGUGCGCCGAGGUCAUCCUCUCUGACCUCUUCAAGCCCUGUCACUCUCUAGUGCCCCCCAAUGCUUUCCUGGGUAACUGCAUCUAUGACAUGUGUGAGUAUGACGGCAUGCAGGCAACUCUCUGCGACAAUGUCGAGGCGUACGCUCAGGCCUGUCAGAGCGCUGGAGUCACCAUCAGCUGGAGGAACAACACCUUUUGUCCCCUUCCCUGCCCUCCCAACAGCCACUAUUCAGACUGUACUGCACCCUGCCCCCCAACCUGCUCUGACCUCUUCCCCGUCGUCUGCCACCUCCCCCCAACCACCUGCGUGGAGGGCUGCCAGUGUGAUGCUGGAUAUGUGCUCAGCGACAGCAAGUGUGUUCCUCUGAACAAAUGUGGCUGUCUGGACUCAGAUGGAGAGUACCACGAUGUUGGAGACUCGUGGCUGACAGAUAAAUGUGCUGACUCGUGUACCUGUAACCUUGGUGGCAAAAUCACAUGUAAGGACCACAGCUGUAAUUCAAACUCAGUGUGUGCCCUGGACAAAUAUGGAGACUUCUACUGCAAACCCACCAAGUUUGACAAGUGCAGCAUUUCUGGGGAUCCUCAUUACAGGACAUUCGACGGUUUCACCCAUCACUUCCAAGGUCCCUACACCUAUGUCCUGACUCAGGGCCACAACCUGUUGGCCUCCCAGUCACCCCUUGUGGUGAGGGGGAAGAACAUCAGACGUGGGGGCAACAGGAGGGUGUCAUUCCUGGAUCAGAUGUACAUUGAUGUUUAUGGCAUCAAUGUUCGUUUCAUGCAGAAGAAGAAAGUGCUGGUGAAUGGGGAGCGUGUUGCACCUCCUCUCAGUCCAGUUGAUGGUUUGACCAUCACAAUGAACUCCAGACAGGUCCAGCUUACCACUGACUUCGGACUCACUGUACGUUUUGACGGCAGCAGUCGCGGAGAGAUUGUACUGCCCAGCACCUAUAAGAACUCUGUCAGAGGGUUAUGUGGAAACUAUGACGGCAUCACCAGAAAUGAGUACAUGAAGCCAGAUGGGACGGUGGUCAGGAACCUGAACGCAUUCGGAGAAAGCUGGAGGGUCAGUGACCGGCAGGCCGACAGUCUGAAGAUCUCCAACCUUCCUCACACAGUCCAUGCCCAUAGACGAGAUGUGGACACUGAUCCAGACUCAGGAUUUGAGACAUCAGACUGCUCUCAGUCUCAGCUCAAUGAUUACAACAGUGCAGCUCAGUGUGGAGCGCUGUCUGAUUCCAAGGGACCUUUUGCCGCCUGCCAUGUCACCCUGCCACCCAAUCCCUACCAGGAUGACUGUGUGUUUGACCUGUGUGCUGAGCGUGGCAGUGCAGCACUGCGCUGUGCCAGUUAUGAAGCGUAUGCUGCAGCCUGUCAGGAGGCUGGAAUCAAACUUGGAAAGUGGAGGCAGCAGCUGGACUGUGUCUUCUCCUGUGAUGCCAACAGCACCUACUCCUCUUGUAUGACACCUUGCCCAGCCUCCUGCGCCAACCUGGCAGCACCCUCUGAGUGUGACACCACUUCCUGCAUGGAGGGGUGCCAGUGUGCCAGCGGUUUCGUCAUGAGCGAGGGAAUCUGUGUGCCGUACUCACAGUGCGGCUGCAUCUUCCUCGAUAGAUAUUACCCUCUGAAGGAGAAGUUUGUGACUGAGGACUGUUCUCAGCUCUGUGAAUGCACCAGCACUGGUGUUGUGUGCCAACCCAAGACCUGCCAGGAUGGUUACGUCUGCGCCAUCUACGACUUCAAACGGGACUGCUACAGAGCGAGCCCCUGCCUCAGUUACCCUUGUCUGAAUGGAGGGACAUGUAAGGAAGUCAGCAACAACAUGUACACCUGUCAGUGUGCAGAGGGCUACGAGGGCACAAACUGUGAGGUGGAGAUAACAUCUCCUCCCAGUGGAGGACUGGAAACAAAGUGGAUAAUCCUGAUUGCUGUUCUGGUCUCAGUCACUGUCAUCAUUAUUGUGACCAUCAUUGUUUGUGUGUGCAAAUCCAAAGCCAAGUCACAAGUUUAUGUAAUUCAGAAGCUGAAAUCAUCUCACAGUGGGAAAAAGAAGUGUGAAGAGAAAAAAAUCAGCAUGAAAUCAACAAGUGUUCCAUAUACAAACAUGAGUGAUGAAAAAAAUGACAAAGUGACCAAAAUGUGAUGGCCUGUUUAGAGUUUACCUGAAUGUAAGAUCUGCUGUACAAGGCAGACAGCCCAGUCUGUUCUGAGGCUUCCUCAGUAGAUCUCCAAAGACAAAUAAAACUUCAUAUGCCCAUGUGUUA